ACGCGACCGCCUCGCGUCUCGGUGUGCCAGGGGCUGGCUGGUACCUGCCCGGGUCCUUUCACCUCACACCCGCCCUCACGUCCAAUUACACGUGGACAGCAGCCAGUAUGGAGCCUGAAGAGAGUGGCUAUGCCCAUGAUGAUCACAGAGCGGCGUUCAUUUUUGGGCAAGAUGACGAGACUGACCGGGUCUCACGCCCGGCGAAACGCAGGAAGAUCUCAGCAAAGGCAGCCGCUGUAAAGCCCAGAGGCGGGGACCAUUUUCAGCCUGGGUCGGAGUUUGUGCCGCUGUUUCAUGGCGCAGAGAACCAGGAGUUUGUAAACCAGCGGCAGGCGCUGUUCACCGAUGCCUGGACCGAAAUUGACGCCCGGAUACAGCAUGUCCUCAAGGAGUCGAACCGCAGUACCUUGGACGCAGUCGCCUCGUUCGUGGGCGAAGCCCACGCGGUGGAGGAUUCCAAGAUUCGAGCAGCACUGAUCGUCACGGGGCCCAACAUCUCGUCGCAGGGCCUCUUGUUCGAGCAGUUAGGCGAAGGCUUGGGCGGCACUGCCAACGGGCCCUUUGUCAGGCUCAGGUCGGCGGAAGCGCCGAACCUAAAGGCAACGCUGAAAAAGAUCAUCCGCGAUGCCACGCAGCCGUCUCCCGACCACGGAGAUGAUGCUGAACUGUCUGUUGGGAAAGAUGGUCGCAAGUAUCUUGAUUAUGACUUGGAGGCGCUGCAUACACAUGUGAAACACCACUCGGCAAAACAAGUCAUUGUGGCUUUCCAGGAUAGCGAGGCGUUUGACACUGGCCUCUUGUCCGAUUUGGUCACACUGUUCAAGUCAUGGAAAGAUAGGAUCCCGUUCACCCUGCUUUUCGGCAUUGCCACCUCGGUUGAACUCUUCCAAGCGCGUUUGCCGAAGUCGACCAGCCAGAAUCUCUAUGGCGCCCAAUUCGAUGUCGUUCAGAUGUCAUCCGUUCUCGAGAACAUAUUCAAGGCUGCUGUCGCUCAUGCAGCGAAUCCCUUGAUUAUCGGACCAGGCCUGCUUCGUAAUUUGGUCGAGCGGCAGCAGAGUCAAGUUGCCGGCGUACAAAUCUUUAUGAACUCAUUGAAGUACGCCUAUAUGUGUCACUUCUACGCCAACCCUCUAUCAGUUCUGCUUUCCGAGGUGAAACCACAGCCAGAGCACCUUGAAGCCCUUCGGAAUCUUCCCUCGUUCCGGUCCCAUAUCGAGGAUGCCCUAGAGAAAGGAAGACUCGAUCACGUGCGAUCAAUGCUUGAUGACGACGCCUAUCUCCUGGCCGAGCAGCAGAGGACAGCUGAGAAAGUCACAGCGAAUUGGGAGACGCGGCUUCUCAAGUCUCUGUCGCUUCUCGAGGCUGGCGGGCUCCUCCAGGAAAGCUUCAUAGCCAUGUACACAAAUGCUCUCGAUGAUGGCAUUGAUCUGCAUUCCGAUGAGAGCGGCGUUCUGGAUUCGAUCAAGAAGAUGUCUCCUGAUGAAAUCCUAGCGAUUUUACAGCGCCUCUUGGAUACGGUCCGGAAUGGUAGCCGGGAGCUAGGCAUGAAAGGAUGGGCAUCUGAAGACAAGAAGUUCAUCCGCACUCUGUCCGACAUGCUGGAGCGAUUGGCUUCACUCCAAUCUCAGUCACAGUUGACCGGAAAGCCUCUGCGCAGCCAGUAUACUGCCCAGACCAAGCAACUCAGAACCACUGUUGUUGCACAGAAAGUACAAUUAAGCAGGGACGAGACGAGCCUAUCAGACGAAGACAAGGCCUUCACAGAACUAGUUAAUGGUCUUGUAGGAUCUCUUGCAGAUGGAAUAUCGUGCGAACCCGCCAGCACAAUCCUAUUUCACGAGCUAUGGAUGUAUGAAUCCACAUCACCUCACAAGGAUGUAUUCAUUCCGCGGCCCGGAGCCAUUUUCGAGCGUGCUCUCUCGAAGCCUCACGACUAUCUGGCUUGUGCUUGCUGUAGCACAGCUGAUGGGAACGCCUCCACGUUGCCGGCGACGUCGAUCCUGUACCACCUGUACGGGGAGGCGGGAGCGCUGGUCAACGUCGCUGACUUGUGGUCUGCCUUCCAUGCGCUCGUUGGCCGCGAUGACGACGAUGAAGAGAACCCGAAAUCGAGACCAGGAACCAAGGCGACUAAAUCGCGUGUCGAAAGCGGCCUUGACGAACGCACUGCUUUGCUUCUCUUCUAUCAGGGACUUGCGGAAUUGAAGGCAAUGGGGUUUGUCAAACCAACCAAGAAGAGGGCCGAUCACAUUGCUAGACUAAAGUGGUUAUGAAGCACGGUCUGGGCCGGAGUGUGAUUGGGAUGACUUGGUGACGGGCAGCUUUUCACGUGAAGAGAAACGGCUUUCGGCAUGGACCAUGAGAAACGGGUGUGCACCGAUUGGAUUUGUCCUAUUGCGGACGAGACUAAGUGUAGUUCCCGGCCAUUUGGCGGCUUGACUGCCAAAGCUGUCAUGAUGUCUCACCUCAUAAAGGUGCUUUCAUUGACGGUCACUGCGGCCGAAGAAGUUAAGGAACCGUGUGGCUCACAUGGCCGAUAUGAAAGACACAAAGGAGGUCCGAGGGCCUCUUAGAAACGGCUGGGCCCUUUUGCACAACCCCCCCAAGAAUUACUCUAAUGAAGGGGACCCGAAAAUACACAACAAAGACCAACUCCUGUAGCCGCGCCCUUACAAGUAGCACUCGUCAGCCCGCAAGACCAGACACGCAUGCCUCUUCGAUCUGCACUGAUCACCAUUUGGCGUUUAAUCAGGGAACCGAUUUGAUUCACGGUUCUCCGACACUCGACACAGAAACAGGGGACAAAUAGAUUGUUGCUGCUGGCA
Molecule: messenger RNA, 2825 nt
Organism: Diaporthe batatas
Lineage: Eukaryota; Fungi; Ascomycota; Sordariomycetes; Diaporthales; Diaporthaceae
Exons: 6
Coding region: 108-2273 (721 amino acids)
Biological process (GO): DNA replication initiation; DNA replication
Cellular component (GO): nuclear origin of replication recognition complex; DNA replication preinitiation complex; nuclear pre-replicative complex
Molecular function (GO): DNA replication origin binding
Source: RefSeq, a predicted model, not a curated record